GUUAAGUGAGACAGCUAAGACAACACUUUGAGUUCCUUGUGCAUGCGUGCCCCAGAGUCUCACCGCUGUAUCUGGGGCCACUACCUCUUACGUUAGUGUGACUGCUUCGUGAGAAAUGGCAUACAGCCUAUGGAUUGCCUUACUCAUGUUCCCGGUUCUGGUGCACUGUCAAAGUGGAGGAGAAUUGGUUGACAAUGAACCCAGAAUACUCUGCACCUCUCAUCUCAGUGUCUUGGCAGGAAACAGCCUAACCUGCCACCUUGAUGAUGAUGCCGAUGAUGAUGAUGAAAUCGAGGACAUAAAAGCCAUGGGUCUUUGCUACACAGACGACAAAAAGCAACGCUGUUUGACAAAGAAGGGUAAUAAUGUCACAUUUACGGACCUGGACACUCUGCAAUCGUAUAAUCUCACCGUUCAAUUCAAACGAGGCGGCACAUUUUGGAAAAGAAUGAGUUUGAGAGAAAUAAUUAAACCCAGGAGUCCUUGGGUGGUGAAUGCCACAUUUCUGAGGACCUCCAACCGGGCUCUUAUUUACAUUGGGAAUCCAUACCUGAACGAUUACCUGAAACACAACAAUCAACUGUUCCAACUACGCAUCUGGAGUGUCAAAAAUACUCUGGUUAAAAACAUGACCUAUCAGCCUCUGAUCAUUGAGGGGGACGAGUACCUCCAUAAGAACACAGAGUAUCAUGUCAAGGUUCGAGCCAAGCCAAACGGGGGGUACUUUGAUGGCAGCUGGAGUGAGUGGAGCGCCUCUCUCAGUUUCAGCACCAACGCAGAGACAGACGUGCAGUUGCUUUCCUAUUCUUUCAUCGUGCCCAUUGCUGCCCUGCUGCUGGUCACUUUGGCAGUUGGUCUUUUCUGGAGAAAACAAAUACAUUCCUUCAUAUGGCCAAGCAUUCCACAUCCCAAACACACACUUCUCCAGAUUGCCCAGACCUACGAGCCAAUGAAGCAGGGCCCACCUGUGAGCUUUAACCCUGAGGUGUUCAGUGACCUCAACAUCCAGCUGGUGGAGCCGGACAAGGAGCAGGACCUUACCGCCCAACCCCCUGACUCUGACUCCCAUCGACUCGCUGAGGUAAAAGAUCAAUGCCUCAUUCAAGAGUGUAAUAGGGAUACGACGUCCUGCCAUACAACCAGUAGUGGAUGGUCAGAGGCCAUACUGCUGAGGUGUGAGUCCCCAGGAGAGCACCUCGACGCUGGGGCGGGGAGCAGUGGGAACAGUGGCUCCACCGUGGGGAUCCUGGAUCUGAGGAGUGACAUUGAGAGCAUGGGGACAGACGACAGUGAUGGUAACAUUGGUCCUGAGGGGCUAGGUGCUACUCAGCAAGGAGGCAAGGAUGAGGCUUAUGUCACCAUGUCUAGUUUCUAUCAGAUCCAGUGAGAGAGAGAGAGAGAGAGAGAGAGAGAGAGAGAGAGAGAGAGAGAGAGAGAGAGAGAGAGAGAGAGAGAGAGAGAGAGACAGACAGACAGACAGACAGAGUCAGUCAGUCAGUCGGAAUGAUCUAGUCAAGAUUAAUUAUAGCUGCUUAUUAUACUCUUACUCCGAGUGACUUUGGCUGCUUUUAUUUGAAGUCUAUUUAUUUCACCGUGACUCAAACUGACUAUCCACUGACUUCCAGUAUCACAGGAGACUAGCAGAACUCAAUGCACAUGUUAUUUACAAAUGAUAGGAGACAGAACAGGAAUAAUCCUCAUUGUGUUUAUUUGGUUUUGUGUUAUUAAUAUGUUGCUAGUUGCUAAGAAACAAGACAAGGGAGGACUUAACUAACUUGAAAUAAAAUGCUGCCUUAUUA
Messenger RNA from Coregonus clupeaformis (lake whitefish), 1799 nucleotides. RefSeq names its product interleukin-7 receptor subunit alpha. The coding region runs from base 116 to 1387 and encodes 423 amino acids. The transcript has 8 exons. The record is from RefSeq and is a predicted model, not a curated record. Gene Ontology annotation, molecular function: protein binding; cytokine receptor activity. Lineage: Eukaryota; Metazoa; Chordata; Actinopteri; Salmoniformes; Salmonidae. Gene Ontology annotation, cellular component: membrane; external side of plasma membrane. Gene Ontology annotation, biological process: cytokine-mediated signaling pathway; positive regulation of receptor signaling pathway via JAK-STAT; hemopoiesis.